AUUGCCUGAAGCCCUGCCAUCCUGGGGACCAUGUUUAACGGGGAGCCUGGUCCAGCCUCGGCUGGGGCCUCCAGGAAUGUGGUGAGGAGCUCCAGCAUCAGCGGUGAGAUCUGUGGAUCCCAGCAAGCCGGAGGCGGGGCCGGGACCACCACAGCCAAGAAACGGCGCAGCAGCCUGGGCGCCAAGAUGGUGGCUAUCGUCGGCUUGACCCAGUGGAGCAAAAGCACACUGCAGCUCCCCCAGCCUGAAGGGGCCACCAAGAAGCUGCGCAGCAACAUUCGACGGAGCACAGAGACGGGCAUUGCCGUGGAGAUGCGGAGCCGUGUAACCCGCCAGGGCAGCCGGGAGUCUACCGAUGGGAGCACCAACAGCAACAGCUCCGAGGGCACGUUUAUUUUCCCCACACGGCUUGGAGCUGAAAGCCAGUUCAGUGACUUUCUGGAUGGCCUGGGCCCAGCCCAGAUAGUGGGGCGACAGACACUGGCCACACCCCCCAUGGGAGAUGUGCACAUUGCCAUCAUGGACCGGAGUGGCCAGCUGGAGGUAGAAGUGAUUGAAGCUCGGGGCCUGACCCCCAAACCAGGCUCCAAAUCCCUCCCAGCCACCUAUAUCAAGGCUUACCUGCUGGAGAACGGGGCAUGUGUGGCCAAGAAAAAGACAAAGGUGGCCAAGAAGACUUGUGAUCCCUUGUACCAGCAAGCUUUGCUCUUUGAUGAGGGGCCCCAAGGCAAGGUUCUGCAGGUGAUCGUCUGGGGAGACUACGGCCGUAUGGACCACAAGUGCUUCAUGGGUAUGGCCCAGAUCAUGCUGGACGAGCUGGACCUGAGUGCUGUGGUCACUGGCUGGUACAAACUCUUCCCCACAUCCUCUGUGGCCGACUCCACACUUGGAUCCCUCACCAGGCGCCUGUCUCAGUCCUCCUUGGAGAGUGCCACCAGCCCCUCGUGCUCCUAAGGACCUCGAUGAGGACAAGAGGCCAGGGGCUAUUGGGGGAAGGGAGCCUGCUGGACCCACCACCCCCUGUACAUAGUCUCCAUGACCUUCUGGACCCCUUACCCUGCUGCAUGCCUGUGGCCACUGGGCUCGUCCCAGCUGGCAGUGGAGACUGUAGUGUGUGUCUGUGUGUCUCUCUCUGUGUAUGUGUGUGUGUAUGUGUGUGUGUGUCCAUAUAUCUGUCCAUUUGUCUGUGUACAAUCAGUCCUGGUGAUCUCAUGGACUAUAUAGUCCACAUCUCUGUAUCUUGCUGGAAAGAACCCAAAGGAGCAUCAUUCGGACACUUCUUGCCCAUGGAGUCUCCAGGGGUGGCAAUAGGGGAUGUGGCCACCGGUGGGCCUCGCUUAGUCCCUGCCUUGUUGUCUUAUGGUCUCCACUUGCUUUUCUGUCCUGUCUUUUUCUUUGCCUCUCCCAGCAUUGCUGCUCUUUUUUGAGGAAUGUAGCAUCCAUUGCGGCUGACCACACCUGGUUCCAUCUAGGAACCUAUGUCUCUCCUCCCUACCAUGGCCACGAUGGUGGUCAACCCAUUGAACGCACUCCACAGCAUGUAGCAUGCUCACUCAGUGCCCUAACCAGGGCCCCGGGAAGACAGAGAAGGGUGUCUGGGGAGGAGGAUGCUGGCCAGACACACUAGAGGAUGUGCUGGGACCUCUCCUCCCUGGAGUGUUCCAACAUACCAAAGGAGCUCCCCAGUGGACCCAGGAGGUUGAAAUAGCUGGCCUUCUCGGGCAUCAAGGGUGGCCCUGUCCCCUUCUGGGGUUAUUCCUGAGGGAACAUGGCGUGGUAAGAGGUGCCACAGAUACGGCUCCUUGCUGGAGGAAGGAGGGCUAAGGUUAAUUUGUUUUGAGCCACAGUCAGGAAUCCUGUCUUACCUGGGAUUAGCUGCAUGAAGCUGUUCUUUCAGGGUUCAGCUUUCUUUGCUCAUCUGUAGACACCAGACCCCAUCUGGAGUCCGGACACACCGGGGCUCCAGCCUCCUAGCUCUGUGGGCAGCCUGGCUCUGCAGUCAAGGGUGCCUCUGUCACCAGCUCUGUACCAGCAAUACUCACCCCUCCUCCACCUCCCUGACUUUCUUGAGUGGGUCCUGCUCCCCUAGGCAGUGGCCUGCUCUAGGCAUCUCAGCUGCCUCUGCUUUACUCCCCCUUCCCUUGUCUGGCUGGGGCUCCUACCAACCACUGAGAACACUGUUGGAGGGACUAGUGCCUGGGCCAGAUCCCAAGAUGGCCGUUGUGAAUACUGAAGGCUGGCUCUGGGCUGC
Messenger RNA from Rattus rattus (black rat), 2251 nucleotides. RefSeq names its product regulating synaptic membrane exocytosis 3 (gene Rims3). Gene Ontology annotation, biological process: calcium ion-regulated exocytosis of neurotransmitter; regulation of synaptic plasticity; positive regulation of synaptic transmission. Gene Ontology annotation, molecular function: small GTPase binding; transmembrane transporter binding. The transcript has 6 exons. Bases 31 to 954 code for a protein of 307 amino acids. Gene Ontology annotation, cellular component: cytoskeleton of presynaptic active zone; presynaptic membrane. The record is from RefSeq and is a predicted model, not a curated record. NCBI's taxonomy places the organism in Eukaryota, Metazoa, Chordata, Mammalia, Rodentia, Muridae.